CAUCUGAAGUCGAGAUCCUGUGACCUCUCAAAUCCAAAUCAAAACACAAAUCUAAUUUCAACCUCUAACUUAGAAGUUUCCGUUAGGAAUACUGGACAAGGCGCGGUAUCCAAGCCAACUUUGGGUAGGCAAGGAACCUUGGUUGGGGAGGGUGAGGGAGAUCAAAUUGGGUCUCAAUUUCUGAACUUACGCAUCGACACAGCAACCGACGAUGACUCGCUAUCACAGGUUAGCAACGUCGAUGACAUCAGUCCGGAGGUUGAGACACUUCUACUUGAUCCUCCUCAAUCCCCCUCAUACAAUGCUUCAAUGCCGGGGAUGGAGCCGCGGAAGGUAGUAACAAAGGAGCAGAAGGCCAGGAAUGGCUACAAGCCAUCGGUUUACUAUCUAAGAAAAAUGAGGGCGAGGGACUCUUCCUCCUUCACAAUGAGGGAAAAGCACCUAAUUAGGAAACAUGAAAAGGCUGUAGCAAAGUUCGAAAGGGACAACGCUACAGCUCAAUCAUCAGUGGAACAAGGGCAAUCCAAAGUGGAAGCAAAGUUCGUUAAGGAUACCGCUUCAACUGCAGAUAAAACGGAUCUAACAAGCGCGGUCAAGAGUAGUAGCCUUAAGCUGCCACCAAAGAUCAAACCCACAGGAUCCUCUUCAAGGACACCCUCCUCUUCGACGGGCAAAGCCACAAAAAGGGCACGGUCAGAGGAAGAGACACAGAAGGACUCGAAAAAGCCUAAAUCAUCGGCCUCUUUUGAAUCCCCAAUGGAGCUGCAAGUAGCCAUCAUAGACAUAGUCGACCCUGAUGGGAAGAUAACGCCUAAGAAUUGGCUACUCGUUGAAGCGCGUCUGAUGACAGCAAUGACGGAAGCGGAUAGUGAGGAACUAGUAUUCGAUGGAGCUGUCAUAUUGAAACUCAUAGGACAGCAAAACCAGCCGCUGAAAACAUCUAAAUGGCACUAUCCUUUUUAAAAAAGGUAGGAACCAUCAAAUUCGGGAUGGGUUUUCUAAAGGUUCGGGUGCCAGGUGACAGGCCUCAAACCAGCGGAGGGAAGGCUGGAGGUAGUGCAGAUUAAUCUGCACCACUCCACCCUAGCCUCGUUCGACCUGAUGAAGUACCUCGAGGAGCGUGAUGUGGACGUGGCAAUUGUCCAAGAACCAUGGCUUGUCAAAGGUAAGGUCAUUGGACUUGGACUGAGUGGGUAUCAUCUCUACACUCCACAUGCACAAGCAAUGGAGAUCUCACAGCGGUAGUAUGUGAACAAAGGCACAGGCCCAGCUUGCUGCUAACGUCCGCAUACUUUCCGUACGAUGAAGAAGAACCACCACCAGCAGCCUUUCGAGCACUGACUGCUUAUGCAAAAUCACGAGAAUUGUUUCUGAUAGCUGGUUGCGAUGCAAAUGGACAUCACGAGCUCUGGGGUAGCAGUGAUACCAAUAGCAGGGGUGAGUCCAUUUUUGAUUUUAUUCUUUCUACUAGCC
This is a messenger RNA of Teleopsis dalmanni, 1473 nucleotides long. RefSeq lists its product as uncharacterized. Bases 310 to 963 code for a protein of 217 amino acids. The record is from RefSeq and is a predicted model, not a curated record. The transcript is spliced from 2 exons. NCBI's taxonomy places the organism in Eukaryota, Metazoa, Arthropoda, Insecta, Diptera, Diopsidae.